Molecule: messenger RNA, 1455 nt
Organism: Pyrus x bretschneideri (Chinese white pear)
Lineage: Eukaryota; Viridiplantae; Streptophyta; Magnoliopsida; Rosales; Rosaceae
Product: dof zinc finger protein DOF2.1
Biological process (GO): regulation of DNA-templated transcription
Molecular function (GO): DNA-binding transcription factor activity; DNA binding
Source: RefSeq, a predicted model, not a curated record
GAGGUGCGUUAGUGUGGCCUCACUAUAUAUGAAACCGUUGCAGAGCACAGAAGGUGGGACUCGAAUUUUCUCAACGCACCCACCGCAUACACGAAACACAUACACUUUCUCUGCGACCUCAUCGAUUAUCUCCCCUCUUGUACGGAUCAAAACUCUAUCUGUCUCUCUUUCUCUCUCCAGAUUGGGUUUGCUUUGUUAUAUAUUGGAUUGAAGAGUUGGGGUGUGACUUAAGCUUCUCUAUUACCUCACCUGCAUGUGAAUUCUCUCUCUCUCUCUCUCUCUUUCUCUCUACCCUUCAAUCAAUCUCUCUCUCUCUACUCUUCAAUCACCAUCUCUUUCUUUCUCUCUCUAAAAGCCAGUUUUCUUCUUGCAAAUUGUGGACUGCUUGAUUGAUUGCAUGAACUAAUGGAUCCUUCAAGUGGACAACAACAACAACAGGAAAUGUCAGCUCAUUCAAUGGACAUGCUGGUCGGCUCAAAAUCUCAACAGCAGCAGCAAGACAGGAAGCCGAGGCCUCAGCCAGAACAAGCUCUAAAAUGUCCGAGAUGUGACUCCACAAACACAAAAUUCUGCUACUACAACAACUACAGCCUCUCACAGCCUAGGUACUUCUGCAAGUCCUGCAGAAGGUACUGGACCAAAGGUGGUACCCUCAGGAAUGUUCCUGUGGGUGGAGGGUGCAGGAAGAACAAGAGAUCGUCUUCGGCGGCGAAGCGAGCUCAGGAGCAACCGCUCACACCCAAUUCCAACCCACUCCCUGCUCUAGGUUAUGACUCAAAUGACCUCACCCUUGCAUUUGCUAGGCUCCAAAGGCAGCAGUCAUGUGGUGGCCAGUUAGGGUUUGAUGAUCAUAACAUUCUUGGAAACCCUAAUUCAGCUCCUGGGUUUCUUGAUGGACUCAGGACUGGGUUUCUUGAGUCGCACAAUGGUAAUUUCCAGAACUUGUAUAACUAUGGGUUUGGGAAUGGUAAUGGGAAUUUGGGUGAGGUGGAAGAUUGUGGUGGAGGAAUGGGAAUCCACCACCCAUUUGAAGAAGCCACCACCACCACCUCAGCCACCACCGCAGUGACGGUUACAACAAUGAAGCAAGAACUGUUCAAUGCACAAAGUGAGAGCAGCAACAGAGUUUUGUGGGGGUUUCCAUGGCAGAUGAACGGUGGAGAUCAUCAUGCAAACAUGGUGGGGAAUGGGAAUCACGAGUAUGAUUCAGGAAGAGAGAGCUGGAACGGGAUUGCUUCAUCUUGGCAGCAUGGACUUCUGCACACAACUCCACUAGUGUAACAAAACCCUCGAGCAGCUAGGUUUUUUAAUUAGUGUGUUGGUGAUCAGCAAGAAACAAAAAUUAAGAGAAAGGCAUAGGUUUCAAUUUAAUUUGUUCACUUAAUUAUCAGAGACUUAAAUGUCAGUUUUAGUGCUUUUAAGCUUGUACUAAGUUAUAUAUCUUUUGUUUCUCCA